GUGCGCAAGGUGGCUCUCCAUCGAUGUGCGCCCGCGCCGUGUGCGUGUACGAAUAUGACGAGCCUCAGGGAUGUGUCACUUUUUUGGCUCUAGUGCAAUACAUAAUAAUUAUCCAUUUUUCGUUAUAAUGUAACAUAUAUUUAUGGGAUCGUUUGAAAGUUUUAGGCGAAUGAAGGCGUUAGAUUGAUUGUUACUCGAGGAAAAUUGAUUUAUAGGAAGAGCCUUAAGAAAAUUUAAACCAAACAUGGAUGUACUUAAUAAGCUAAGAAACACUGUGAGCAAUACGCUGAGCAACACCGUCAGUAGUACGGCUCACAGUCUCUCACAACUGUCCAGCGUAUUGCCUGGUAAUCCUGUAACCAGAGAGUUUGAAGCAACUGCACACAUAUGCAACGCAGGUCCUGGUUUAUUGUGGAAAGUUUAUAGUGGUUUCAAGAAAUCAACAAAGCAAAAGGCUGCGAUAUUUGUAUUUGAAAAGCGUUUACUAGAACAGUGGCCAGAGAAAGCAGUCAGAGAUAAUGUAGUUGAAACGCUUAAGAAAGGUGUGGUUCAGUUGACUAAGCUCAGGCAUCCACAGAUAUUGACUGUACAGCAUCCUCUGGAAGAAUCCAGGGACAGUUUAGCUUUUGCCACUGAACCAGUUUUUGCAAGUCUAGCAAAUAUUUUAGGAUCUGUAGAUAAUUUACCACAAUCGGCUCAGGCUACUUUAAGAGACUACAAGAUUUUAGAUCUAGAGAUGAAGUUUGGAUUGUAUCAGUUGGGAGAAAGUUUAGCUUUUUUACAUAAUGAUGUGAAGAUGUUGCAUAGGAAUCUUUGUCCAGAAUCAAUUGUUGUUAAUGACCAUGGGGAUUGGAAAAUAUUUGGGUUUGAUUUUUGUGCUACUAAUCAAACACCAGAAGACAAGCCAAGCUGGUUAUGUUUAGAUCACAAUUCUAUUCCAAGCACCGUAAGAACUUCUAUUCAUUAUCAAGCACCCGAAUGCAUCAAAGCAACUACAAUAGGUCCACCAAGCGAUAUAUUUUCUCUUGGUAUAUUGAUCUGCUUUUGCCAUGCACCCAGUAAUCCUCUUUGGAACACUCGAAAAGAUUUUUCAAACUACAAACGUUAUCUAGAGGAGUUAAAAAAUUUGGUUUGCUCUGCAAGGAGUUUUGAUUUACCAGAAUCAUUAAAAGAUACAGUUAAACUUAUGCUUCAUGGUGAUCCUGAUUUAAGACCUGAUGCGUAUCAAUUUAUUAAGAUCGACUAUUUUAACGAUAUCGGAGUCAAGACGUUAAUUUAUUUGGACAAGCUGUUUCAAUGGGACAAUCUACAGAAAUCUCAGUUUUAUAAAGGUCUACCUCAAAUUCUAAAACAAUUUCCACGUCGAGCUAUCCUGCAAAAAGUUCUCCCCGCUCUUCAAAAAGAGUUUGUAAAUGCUCCAAUGAUUCCAUUUCUUCUUCCAAGCAUUCUUCAAGUUAUGGAAGAUUGUACAACUGAGGAAUUCAAUGAACGCGUUCUUCCAAUGUUAAAACAAAUACUUGUCAUUGAAGAGCCACCACAGAUCAGUUUGCUUUUAUUGCAAAGAAUAGAAUUACUGCUAAAGUGGUGUUCUCCCGACAUAGUUAAAAACUUUGUAGUGCCAAUGAUGACUAGAGCUCUUGAUUCAAAGUUGGAGCAACUUCAAGAACACUGUCUGUUGGCGUUGCCGUCCAUCGUAACCACAGUAGAUAGCGCAUGUAUGAAAAAUUCUGUUAUCCCCAGAAUGAAGAAAAUAUGCCUGGCUGGCAAAAAUGGAAAUCACAGCUUAGGCGUGCGCGUUAACUGCCUACUGUGUCUAUCGAAAAUUAUAGAAAAUCUCGAUCCCUGGGUCGUAAGGGAAGAAGUCCUACCGUUCCUACAGCAGAUACCUUGCUCAGGCGAGCCUGCCAUUCUUAUGGCAAUGAUAGGUAUUUUUAAGCUGAUUCUUACAAAUAGUAAAUUAGGUAUAAGUAAAGAUAUUUUAGCAACAAAAGUGUUGCCAUUUUUGUUACCACUUUGCGUAGAGCAAAGUUUUAGUCCAAAACAAUAUGAGAUAUUAGUAUCUCUAGUAAAUGAUAUGAUUAACCAAGUAACCAUGGAACACAGAGAAGCUUUGCAGCAAUUGCAAAAAACGCGGCAAUUCCAUGAAAAUAUGUCUGAUACGUUAAACAGCAUGACAUCGCCUACUAAUAAUCCUCUUGGAAAUUUAGCUUCAUCGCCCACUAAUGCUCUGGGAAUGUUUGAAUCUAAUUCGUUUCCCACUCCACCUCCAAGCAAACCGCAAACUCCUCAAUCUCGGCCACUGAGUUUGGAUGAGAAGCAUAGGUUGGCAAAACAAGAAGAAAUGGGCAAUAAGAUGAAGAAUCAAAGCCCUCUGAUGCCAAGUAUCACAUCACCAACGACGGCCAAAUCACGACCCAAAGAUCUGACGGACACACUGUUAGCCAACAACCUUAAUCAACUAAACUGGUCGACCAACAAGACAAGCUUACCGAGCACCACCACUCCGAAUUACAUGCCCUCAAGCAACUUUUCACCGAGCGCUAACUCGCCACAGCAGGCGUUCGGAAAUCGAAUGCCAUCGUCCACGAUGAGCUGGAACCAGACAGUGCCUCAAAAUUUUAACGCAAGUCAGAUGCAGUUGAGCAGAUCUAAUAUGGGCUGGACGUCGCCCUCGAUGAUGCUACCGACGAAUUCGAUGAUGAUGAAUUCGAAUUCUCAGAGUCAGAGUGCACCGAAGCUAUCGUCCGAGGAGAUAAUGGACUUUUUAAAAUGAGCUGUGCUCAGGGCUGUUAUGGCCGGAUUUGUUUAACGGGACUGACGUGUCAUGAUAAGUAUGGCGUAAUUCCAUAUAGGUAUAUAACGAUUGUGUGCAAAAUUAAUUUUAUUCAAUUAUUGUGAUGUUAUCAGACUUACGUGAAAUUUACAAAAAAAUUCCUCUAAAACUGUAAAGUUUCAUUUAAUUUAUGUUUUAUUGAAACAUUAAACAAAAUUCCAUGUAAUAAUAUUAUAACAAAUGUGAUUUUGUUAAAUUAGAAACAAUCAAGGAUCUCACGAUUUAUUUAUGCAAUAUCUUCGACGUUAUAUAAUUCGAUAACAAUUUGUGUAUAUUUUCUCCAUCAAAACCAAAUAUGUAUUAUAGAGUUUACGGGAUUUCAAUUUUUUAUGCUAGUGGUAUAGAAACAAUGUUUUGUACACUAGUUUGAAGUGGUUACAGAGGGUGUUUUCAAUGAAAUUUUCUAAGAAAGUAA
Molecule: messenger RNA, 3248 nt
Organism: Nasonia vitripennis (jewel wasp)
Lineage: Eukaryota; Metazoa; Arthropoda; Insecta; Hymenoptera; Pteromalidae
Product: SCY1-like protein 2
Exons: 7
Coding region: 245-2773 (842 amino acids)
Biological process (GO): protein phosphorylation
Molecular function (GO): ATP binding; protein kinase activity
Source: RefSeq, a predicted model, not a curated record